GGUAUUAAAGCGGGCUUUGACGGCGGACGAAAGUAGCAUCAUCAGUUAAAAAAAGUGCUCUUGGUUCUUGGUUAAUACUCACAUGGAUUAUUGACUUUACUGAACUGUCCUUUUGGCUGCUGAUGCGUGAUAACUGACUGUUACUGUUAACGCUGUGCAGGAUAGUCAAAAUAACAGCUAUAAACUAUCUCCAGUAAGUCUGCAGAUGUUUCAGUGUUGCACAUUGACCUCAAAGUCAGACCAGAAAAAAAACACCCAAACAUCUUAAGAACAACUUUAAUCACAAUAGAGUGCAAAAAAAGGGGGUAAAACAGAGUAAGGAUGCCUUUGGAUCUGGGAAUGUACGAGCGCCGUGCAGAUUACAAAUCUGAAAAACAGUGCCAGCGAACCUCGCUCGCUUUCUAUCAGGCCGUGCGGGAUUUACUGCCGGUGUGGCUGCUGGAGGACAUACGCGCCACCGAAGCGUUUCAUUGGGAAGACGAAGGUCGCGCAUGCGCCUUCUCACCAUCCGAAGCGCUUCUCUACGCGCUUGUCCACGACCACCAGCAGUACGCGCACCACCUGCUACAGCGCUUUUCCAUGCACGCGCUGGCCAUGCCGAGCGCGAGCUUCCGCUGCUGCGCGCACUCAGCCACGCCACACGUCGCCGUGGCCGUGCGCUACAACCGCAAAAACAUUCUCAAAAUGAUGAUGGACACCCUCAAAGAUUUCGCGGACGAAGGCGAAAAAAAGCUGCUUUUGAAUCACCGCGUGUGCGCGCACGCAGAGGGCGGCAAAACGGCCCUACACCUGGCGUGCGACCUGGCGCGCCCGGAGUGUUUGCUGCUGUUGUUGGGCCACGGCGCGUGCCCUUACGUCACAGAUCGUGCGGGAGACACACCUCUGGACUGCCUGCUUCAACAAAUCAGCCAAAGUGACAUGGACAUGCGUACGAAGCGCGUGUGCCUCGGAUACCUGGUGUUGUUCAUGCCCGCGCUACGCUUCCGCAUGCGCACGGAGCUGCGGGAGAACCCGGCACUGUGGAGCCGCCUCAUCGGGGAGCAAGCGUUCCAGUGGCUCUCUGGUCAAUGUCCACCAUCGCUCUUCGUCCAGUGCAUGCGCAACGUGACCCGAUCCGUUCCUGACGAACAGCUCGAGUCCCUGCCCGAUUUCCUCAGACCACCUGAUUUCAGAUUGCACCAGUCUUAACGCCUUAAUGGACGUGCGCUGUCUGACUUUGACUGACGAAAUCAACCCUUAUUUAAAAUGUGUGUAUAAACUUCCAAGUUAUGGCAAGAAGUGGAAAAAUCGUUCUUUACUAUUUUUGCAGGUUGAUCAUUUAGAGCUGCUACGCUAAUUACUGCACUGUAAAUAUGUGAAUGUUGUAAAAUAGAAUGAAUCCAAGUGACGGGUUGUAAAUGUUUAAAAAAUUAUAUUUUUUAAAAACAUAAAUAUUUUUUUCUGAAAAUG
This is a messenger RNA of Hemibagrus wyckioides, 1449 nucleotides long. It is a transcript of the gene ankrd9, whose product is annotated as ankyrin repeat domain 9. Gene Ontology annotation, molecular function: protein binding. The coding region runs from base 322 to 1188 and encodes 288 amino acids. The transcript has a single exon. NCBI's taxonomy places the organism in Eukaryota, Metazoa, Chordata, Actinopteri, Siluriformes, Bagridae. The record is from RefSeq and is a predicted model, not a curated record.